AACUUUUAGAUUCCUCCUUUUCGGUAAAAUUUGAUUUAUUUAAAUGUUUUGCAUUCUUAUGAAAUUUCAUUAACUUGUCCGAAGACAUUUGAACUUACUCGUUUGUUCUAUUUGAGAGUUACACUAUUGAUUUUUCAUUGCAUCUUAGUGAGUAAUUACUUUCAAAGAAUAAUUUGAUACUAUGUAUUUGUGAGAUCUAAAUAGUAAAAAAAAAAAAAAAAGGCGGACCCCAGUGUCAAAGAGACUCCCGUACUAUGACAGGCUCGGGGGAAAGCUCAAUCCCAUAUGUACGCGGCCUUACCCCCCGAAGGAGAGGCCGUUUCCGGGAUUCGAACCUUGGACCCCGGGUGCAAACGCAAGCACUCCCUCCACGGUGCCAAGGCCCGCCUUCUGUGAGAUCUAAAUCCUUUUUGACAACAAAACAUAGGUGGAAACUAGGCUUUGCCUUGGACACGGGUGGACUUCCUGGAAACGGUGAACAAGAGAGUGUAAACGAUGACGGGUCCAAUCUGGGUCGCACUCGGUUGGGUAGGAUAGUGAGUGCGGGUGGCAAGGAGCUAUUGAAGAAGCUGAACUCGGCUAGAAAGAACUUUCCCAUGAAGAUAUUUCUGGUUCUUUUGGGUUUCUACACGGCAAAUGCAUUGGCUACAAUCCUCGGACAGACGGGUGAUUGGGAUGUUUUAGUUGCAGGCAUUGUUGUGGCGGCCAUCGAGGGCAUUGGCAUGCUCAUGUAUAGAAAAAUAAUCAGUAGUUGA
Molecule: messenger RNA, 755 nt
Organism: Morus notabilis
Lineage: Eukaryota; Viridiplantae; Streptophyta; Magnoliopsida; Rosales; Moraceae
Product: ycf20-like protein
Exons: 2
Coding region: 255-755 (166 amino acids)
Source: RefSeq, a predicted model, not a curated record